This is a messenger RNA of Acanthamoeba castellanii str. Neff, 1323 nucleotides long. Its product is annotated as cytochrome p450 superfamily protein. Gene Ontology annotation, molecular function: oxidoreductase activity, acting on paired donors, with incorporation or reduction of molecular oxygen; iron ion binding; monooxygenase activity. The coding region runs from base 1 to 1323 and encodes 440 amino acids. The record is from RefSeq and is a predicted model, not a curated record. NCBI's taxonomy places the organism in Eukaryota, Discosea, Longamoebia, Acanthamoebidae. The transcript has 11 exons.
AUGUCGUGCGACCAGGUGUGGCGUGUGGUGUCGGUAAAGCGGAGCGGGAUGCCGGGUCCUUGGCCCUGGCCGGUGGUCGGCAAUGCGUUCAGCAUCAUCCCGCACGCGCUCCAUCUCUCCCAGUUCGACUUUGCGACGCGCUACGGCUCCGUCAUGUGCUACUGGCUCGGACCCGAGCCCUGGGUGUUGCUGUCGAGCGUGGAGAACAUCCGCGUUGCGUUCCAGGACAAGUUCACGGCCUUUGAUCGCGAGUCGACCAUCACGCGCCUCUGGCACGACAUCGCUGGCGGACUCGCGCUGCAGCCAAACGGAGACGGGCACAAGCGAAGCCGCGACCUCGUUCGGCCGGCAUUCAGAGCCUCCAACAUCAACAACCUCAUUGCGCACGUGGUUGAACGCGCACGACACUUGCUGGACACUCUCGAGAGCCAUGCCAAGUCGGGCGAGCCACUCGACAUCCAGCACGAGUUUCAGAAGCUCACCUUCGACAUCAUCGGGGACCUUUCGAUGAAGUUCGACUUCAAGACGCAGACGGACGAGACUAGUCCCUACAUCCACGCAUUCAACUACUGCAUGCAGCACCUCAUCUGGCGCUUCAUCAUCCCCUUCCCCUACUGGCGCUUCUACAAGACCAAUGGCGUGCUCGAGUACGAGAAGCACAUCGACUUCCUGCGCAGCACGAUACGGGGGGUGAUCGAGAAGCGCCGCGCGCAGGGAGUGCGGGAUGACGACCACGACAUACUGGCGUUCAUGCUCCGCGAAUGCGGCAAAGAGGGCAAGGAGUGGGUAGACGGCCACGAAAUCAUGAUGCAGACCAUCACCUUCCUUCUCGCAGCGGCACAGCAGCGGGUGCGGGACGAGGUGGACGCGGUGCUGGGCUCCGAGACUCCCACCUACCACCACCUGCGCGCCCUCGCUCACAUCGACAAGGCAAUCACCGAGACGCUGCGCAUGCGGCCGGCCACCCCGUCUCUGGGCCGCGAAGUGACGGAGGACGUCACGGUCGACGACGGCCGGGGCCGUCAGUUCACCCUCGCCAAGGGCACCAAGGUGGGCCUGAGCCUCUACAGCGCCGGCAUGUCUCCAGCCAACGGGUGGUCCGACCCCGAGGUGUUUGACCCCGAGCGGAAGGAGUGGACCGACGGCAGCAAGAACGCCUUCUUUUCGUUCGGCCUCGGCCCGCGCGCUUGCAUCGGCGAAGACCUGGCACGCAAGGAAAUCAAGACAGUAACCAGCAUGAUCCUCCAGAAGUACGAACUUCGCUUGGCCACGACAUUGAAGGCGCGGUACGGCGUGCAAAUGACCGUGCACCUGCGCAAGUGA